AUGGUAUUGGCUCCGCCAGAUUGGCCGAGUAUCCUACAGUAUUUCCGAGGAUCGGAAUUACAAAACUAUUUCACGAAGAUUCUCGAAGAUAAUCUCAAAGCUGUUGUCAAACCACAAUAUGUUGACCAAAUACCUCGAGCAGCAAAGGGAGGCGUGGAGUCGCUGUUGUCACGGAAAGCUGAUAGAGGCAAUCGCGAACAGGUUCAGAAAGACAUGGAGCUUGAUGGCCUGUUGCAAAGACAAAUUGAACAGCUAUCUGGUGGUGAACUGCAGCGAUUCGCCAUUGCGAUGUGCUGCAUUCAGAAGGCAGACGUCUACAUGUUUGAUGAGCCAUCUUCGUAUCUGGAUGUAAAGCAACGUCUUCGUGCUGCUGCUCUUAUCAGGGACAUGAUCGCGGCAACAACAUAUGUUAUCGUGGUGGAGCACGAUUUGGCUGUACUAGAUUAUUUGUCCGACUUUAUUUGUUGUCUCUACGGUGUUCCUGGUGUAUACGGUGUAGUAACACUUCCAUCAGGAGUACGAGAAGGUAUCAACAUGUUCCUGGAUGGAUUUAUCCGCACGGAAAAUAUGCGAUUCCGAGAAGACAGGCUGUGUUUCCGAGUUUCCGAACAAAUCGACGAAGUUGUGAAGCGUACCGGAAACUUUAAGUACCCAGCAAUGUCGAAGAACCUGGGUGCUUUCAAACUUAACGUUGAGCCGGGUGAUUUUUCCGAUUCGGAGAUUAUUGUAAUGUUGGGUGAGAACGGAACUGGUAAAACUACAAUGAUCAGAAUGUUGGCUGGUUCUCUGAAACCUGAUGAAGAAGUAGAAAUGCCAAAUAUGACAAUUUCAUAUAAGCCGCAGAAAAUUAGUCCCAAAGUGCGACACAUGCUUCAUGAAAAGAUCCCCAAUAUGUAUAUGCAUCCGCAGUUCAAGUCAGAUGUGAUGAAUCCUUUGAUGAUCGAUCAACUUAUGGAUAGAGAGCCUCGGGCUAUCUUUGAUUCCGACAACGUCUACAUGCCGCAAAGACUUAAACGAUUCAUCAUGCAUGCUAAAAAGACGGCGUUCGUCGUUGAGCACGAUUUCAUUAUGGCCACUUACCUUGCUGAUCGAGUGAUUGUAUUCGAUGGAGAACCGUCUGUAGAAGCGACAGCAAGAAAGCCACAGAAUCUACAGGAAGGAAUGAAUCGUUUCUUGAAAAUGCUGGAAAUCACUUUCCGACGUGAUACGGAAUCGUAUCGGCCAAGAAUUAACAAAAAGGAUUCAAUGAAGGACAUCGAACAGAAGAAGAGUGGACAGUUCUUCUUCUUGGAUGACGCUUAG
Molecule: messenger RNA, 1302 nt
Organism: Cooperia oncophora
Lineage: Eukaryota; Metazoa; Nematoda; Chromadorea; Rhabditida; Trichostrongylidae
Source: the annotation of a GenBank genome assembly